AUGGGGCUAUCUGUUCUACUAAUACAGGUCGAUCCCAUGGAUCGGCCUUUUCAUCCGGUCCAUGGGUUCUUCACCGGGCUAAUUGCCAGAAGGGUCGAUCUCGCGGCUCUCUCUUUCGACGACGUGGCGCACGAAGCCGCACUUGUCUUGUUUCAAGCACAGAAGUCAAUCAGCCUGCUGAACAAAGUCAUUUUUGGGGAAAGGGGGAGGGGGAGGAACUUCAAGCCACGUUCACGCAAGAAACCAGGCCAUCGCUCUCUCGGCCAAUCUCGAUUUCGUGAAGAGACGAGGCCGGAAUCCCCCACGAGGUCUUUUCAAUGGGUUCUCCGGCGUGGCCGCCACGGAAUUCCCGGAUACCAACCCCAAAAUCCCGGCCGUCUUUUAUCUGGUGCUUGUUUCGGUGGCGUGGUGGAGGCGUUCCCUUUGAACAUUCCGGCCCCGGAAAUCUCUUAUCCCCACGAAUGCCUCACAAUACCAUCCUUUCCGGCACGCGAGUUUUGGGAAUAUCUGGUAAAAAGACAUGACCGCGGCGGAGAGUCAGGCAGAGGAAACUAUGCUGAGGACACAAAGGCGGCGCUUCAAAGUUGGGAUGGAAGUGUUAUGCUCCAGACUGCAUUCUCCCUCCUCCACGUCGCCAUCUGCGGGUUAUCUAUUGCCUGA
Messenger RNA from Cladophialophora immunda, 660 nucleotides. RefSeq lists its product as uncharacterized. The transcript has a single exon. The coding region runs from base 1 to 660 and encodes 219 amino acids. The record is from RefSeq and is a predicted model, not a curated record. Lineage: Eukaryota; Fungi; Ascomycota; Eurotiomycetes; Chaetothyriales; Herpotrichiellaceae.